AUUUGCUUGUCAAAAAAAAAGGGCCCUUAUUCAGUUUGCUUUACUUCUAUCAUACUGGACGGAGCGACCAGCAAUUUUCUAGAUGGGGAAUAAAGAUGUUCUGGAAGGCGCACUGCCAAUGUUUCUGACAGAGCUGAAUACCCAGGCGGUCUUUGUCCUUCGCUUCAACCCCCAAAUUCUCGACCAAUUAUUUCAGAGCAUUUCGACCAACCCCACCCAGGUCUCUACACUUAAGUUUUCGAGUAAUUCAAUGUUCAUCGACAUUUCGACUCCGGACGGAGUCAAGGUUGUCAAGUUCAACUUCACUAGGGAAGACAAGCCUUGCUUCUUGGUGCAAAGACACUCAGACCAUUGGAGCACAAUUGGCCAAAUUAAGGGAAAAUUCGUUUCUCAGUCCACUGAACUUCUAGCGGUUCCUGCCACAAGAAAGGAUCACCAAGUCAAAUGCACUGAAAUUUUGACACUUGACCCUAAGGAACGCCACAGAGAAGGUCGCAACUCAUCGGAAUUGCAAAGAAAUACCAAAACCAAAGUCAAUUUGAUAAGGCAAACACCGCGAAAAAAAAUAAGAUCUUUGUCGGAUCAGACACCCCGUUUGGUCGCGCCUUCGGUGUCUCCCAGUAGUAAUGUGGCGAACAAAUUGCCGUAUUCAGACUCCUCUUCUUCUUCAUCUUCUUCUUCGUGCUCUGAAGAAGAAGCGAGCUUUUUUUCUGAGCGUCUAGACUUGGCAUUUAGCCGCGACGAUGGCCAUCACGAGUCUCUUUUUUCCAGCACAGACGGGGCAAAAUUGGAAAAAUUGACGGAAAAAGCGCGCGAAGGCAGUGCGAUUGAACUGUCUCCUAUAUUCCAUCCUGCUGCCAAAUUUCCAAAAAUAAACGGCUGUAACGGCUUCUCACAAUCCUCGUCGCGCUCAGCAGAGAAACCAUUAUCUCCGAGUGGAAAAUGCAAAACACCGUCUGAUACCAUUCCCUUAAAUCAGAACUGCACUGCCAUCGAGGAAAAACCUGGAAACACCUCCGCAGGCGAUGCCGUUGAAGCAAACGGGUUCGAAGAAAAUAGGAAUUCCGACAACCUCGCCAAACUCUUUGACCUGAAGUUUAGCGAAGUCACCAUUCCCACUAGCGAUUGGCCACAUUCUCGCUCUAUACAUAGCUAUAGCGACUUCCGAGCUUGCUACGACUCGUUCAAGCGCGCCUGGCCAUAUUAUGUCAAAAUGUACGAGGAACUCGUCCAAUCUCAAUCCAGCUUUCGAACGCUUCUGGCUAUGUACAAUGAGGCUCAACAUCAAGGUGCAAACCACUCAUUCAGACAGCGAAUAGAGGAGUUUUACAACCUUCAAGAACCUAAGUUUUUGUCUCUCAGAAACCAAUACACUCUAAUACACAACGAAAUGAUAACCAUCAGAAAAACCCUUCAGGACUAUUCCACAGAAGUAUCUAAAGCAAAUGGGACUAAAAGCUGUAAAGGCAUCGAAUGACGGAGAGGAUGCGCUCCUACUCACUCAAACGCAUCCCCCUUUUUUUCGACACACCCUCAAUUUUGGCAAACGAUAAAACAUGGAGCCUUUUCCCAGCGAAUUCGUGCCUCAAUCUCUUCCCAUUCGAAAAAUGCAAGUCUCCUUCAAAUCGAGCGUGACCUGCACCCAUGCACGCACGACGCUCGGUGGACGAGGGGUGUAGAAUCUAAGGAAUCCAUCAUCACUCUACGUGGAGAAAUAUUGUAAA
This is a messenger RNA of Schistocerca gregaria, 1724 nucleotides long. RefSeq lists its product as uncharacterized. Bases 83 to 1477 code for a protein of 464 amino acids. The record is from RefSeq and is a predicted model, not a curated record. Lineage: Eukaryota; Metazoa; Arthropoda; Insecta; Orthoptera; Acrididae. The transcript is spliced from 3 exons.